Molecule: messenger RNA, 1152 nt
Organism: Neohortaea acidophila
Lineage: Eukaryota; Fungi; Ascomycota; Dothideomycetes; Mycosphaerellales; Teratosphaeriaceae
Exons: 1
Coding region: 397-1149 (250 amino acids)
Source: RefSeq, a predicted model, not a curated record
CUGGCCAAUAAGACCGCAUUGCAGCCCGAAGGGGGUGUCCGCAAAUUGCCCAGUUGGGAAGUAGAAGGCAACCACGCCACACAGGAGUGGGGUCUGCUGCUGCGAAGUUGCGGCAUUCAUGGCGCAUGCUUGUGCAUAGUGCAUGAGUCAUUACAUCGAGUCACGGAUUGCUCCUCGUAAACCGGACGUGUCGGCGGGGGCUGAAAGUCGUCGUAGGCUGCAGCGUCGAGGGACGAGAUGAAGUCGAGCUUUGAAAGGCGGGGGCGUGGACUCGCUGACUCCGCCCCGCUGGGGGACGUCUGCCUACAGCCUUAAUCAACGAAGGCCAGCCAUAUCGCCAAAGCACAACCUCAUGUGGAUGUCUGGACGUAUAGAAUCCUGCGGAUCCCGACGAUCAUGUCUCUCCAGCCCACUCUGCCUAGCACGACAUACUCCAAUCACUUCCUCCAACUCCCCCGAGAGCUCCGCGACCUGAUCUACCACCUCCUAACAACCGAAACGCGCCCCCUACCCGAAGGCCCCGACCACGCAGGCGAGCGCAUCUACCAAAGCAAAAUCUACUUCGAAGCCCGCUCGCCUCGUCCAGCGCUCCUGCAACUCAAACUCACCAAUCGUCAAAUCCACGCCGAAGUAGCCGAUAUCUUGACCAAGCGCGUGUCCAAACGCGUCGACGGCGGUCCCCAACAAGCAUGUCUGGAUAUCAUGGUGCGCGGCUCCUCCAUCUGGCCCACCUGGAUUUCCCUCCCGACAACACCAGAGCUGGACCCAGUGAUUAAUAUCAGCCUCCGCUUAUUUGAGACUAAAGGGCACGCAAGCGAGUUCAGCACCGGCGCGUAUCGCGGCCUGUGGUCGCUGUUCAACCUGCUGGUCUCCCAAGGGCCAUGUCUGACUCCUAACCGAACGCGGCGAUUGCCCGAGUCGCUGCGGAUAGCGAGACUGCGGUUCAACAUCCUGCUGUGCUUUCCCGCGUCUGUGGACGAUUUGUUCGGGACGUAUAGGGAUGUGUUUGACCGGUUGGAGAAGUUGGCGUUUGACAAUGUUGGGCUCGGGAAUGUGGAGACGAUUGAGGCGUGCAUGGGGGUUGAUAGGAGGGUGUGGAGGUUGAAGCAGCUGCCUACGGGCUUGACCUUGCCGAGUCGGAUUGAGUGAUUC